Molecule: messenger RNA, 1022 nt
Organism: Sinocyclocheilus anshuiensis
Lineage: Eukaryota; Metazoa; Chordata; Actinopteri; Cypriniformes; Cyprinidae
Product: tubulin-specific chaperone D-like
Exons: 7
Biological process (GO): adherens junction assembly; tubulin complex assembly; bicellular tight junction assembly
Cellular component (GO): lateral plasma membrane
Molecular function (GO): GTPase activator activity; beta-tubulin binding
Source: RefSeq, a predicted model, not a curated record
UGUGUGUGUCUGCAGGUGCGUUAUUCCUCUCAGUCUUUAUUCGAGUACCUGAAGGGCAUUCAGCAGGAUGCCACAGUGCUUCAGCAGUUUGGAGACACGUUGUUACGCAUCUUCAGGGAUAACCUGCGCAAUGACAGAGUUUCUGUACCUUUGCUGAAGAUGGUGGACCAAAUCCUUGCUAAUGGCUGUUUUGACCGCUUCGCCAGCGAGGAGAGUCAUCCGUUCUGCGUAGAGCUGCUGGCGAUCUGUAAAGAGGAAAUCAGGAAAUCCAAAGAUGUCCAGAAGUUGUUGUCGUGUAUAGCUGUGUUCUGUGGAAUGGUGCAGUUCAAGGGUGAUGUGAGGGAGAAGGUCUUAGUGCAGCUGUUGAUGUUGCUCUGUCACCCCUUCCCUGUGAUCAGGAAGAUGACUGCCAGCCAGGUAUACGAGAUGCUCUUGACCUACGAUGAUGUCAUUGACGAUGAUCAAGUGCUGGCUGAUGUCAUGGCUUCGCUUAGUGACACUAAUUGGGAAAGUGACAUCGCCACAGUGCGGACCCACAGGAAUCAGCUCUGUGAUUGGUUGGGAGUGCCCAGGCCGAUUCUGGUAACCAAGACUUCACCCCAAUAAAUCUGUUCCUACCUGACGGCUGCUUUGCACUGCAUUCUGUGCGGACGUCAGAGACAGUGUCCAUAUGUCCUCUGCUGUCAGAUAAUGUUGUCCAUCUAACAGUAUCUGACCUGUCAUCAUUCAGUUCUUAAGUAAAAUGUCUUGGAGCUCAGUUGAGCUUAUUUUACAGCACUAUAGAUGCAGUUGUGUAGUGAUGUUCUCUGUUUUAGUGCACUUAUGGAAAUAUUGCUAAUUAUUGACGUCAUGAUUAUUAAUGAUUUUUCAUGUUCAGAUUGUAGCAUGUCUUUCAGAGUCAUAAUUUACUCACCUUCAUGAUAUUUGAGUCAGUGAGUUGAACUAGAAAACAGAUCACCAAAUGUAUCAGUCUUUUGAGGCUGUGCUUUUCAAUAAACCUGUUCAAUAAAGACUGGUCACAA